Molecule: messenger RNA, 609 nt
Organism: Mesorhabditis spiculigera
Lineage: Eukaryota; Metazoa; Nematoda; Chromadorea; Rhabditida; Rhabditidae
Source: the annotation of a GenBank genome assembly
AUGGAAAACGUCUGCUCCAAGCUGUUCGCCAUCGUGCGCUGCGUCUGCGUGCUGACCGUCUUGAUCCUGCCUCUCGAGUACAUCAUCUACAACGACUUCUGGGGGCUCACCGAGAGCCCUUUCGCCUGGUGGGCUGCCCUCCGCUUCAUCCAGUGGCAAAUUUUGCUAAACGUGCUCGCCAUCUGCUGGGCCAGAUGCGUCGAGCCGGGCAGCGUCACGUCGGCGCGGCUGGUGCUGGAGAAGCCGUUGCUGCUCUUGUUUGAAAAGCUGUUCUCAGAUGUGGUGGUCGGCUACUUCUACCUGUUCACCUCCAUCUUCAUCACCCGCCGAGUCCCCUCCUGGGCCGACCUCUUCCACUAUACGAGCACAAUCUGGCUGUUCAUCAACAUCAUCGGCAGUUUCUUGGAUGUGCUUGGCCAGUUUGUCCGCCUGGCCUGCGUCGACGAGGAUGACGAGUUGUUCAACCAUGUCGCCCCGCAGGAUCGGACAUUCAAGUCUCGCCUAAUCGCCCUGAUGGGAUCUGGGAGCUGGCUGUGGCAGUUGAGCAACUUCAUCGUCCCCUUUUUCGACUACCAGAAGCGCUCAACAACCGACGGCUCGUUCGAAGUC